This is a messenger RNA of Physella acuta, 4694 nucleotides long. RefSeq lists its product as uncharacterized. The record is from RefSeq and is a predicted model, not a curated record. Lineage: Eukaryota; Metazoa; Mollusca; Gastropoda; Physidae. Gene Ontology annotation, cellular component: membrane. Gene Ontology annotation, biological process: regulation of cell differentiation.
AUUUUCAAGACAUAAACACAAAACAGUGGGAGUGGGUGAAACGCUUUUACUUGGAGAUCUAAAUACUUUACUCAUUACUCAGUUUACUGAUUACUCACUAUGGGUGACAUAGUAAAGAGUGGCUAUAUUAAAAGAUACAGCAAGAGUUUUUUAAGUGGUGGCUGGAACAAUUCCUUUCUUCAGUUACAUAGAGACUCGACAUUAAAUGUUUACAAGAAACAGGGUGAAUCUAAAUGUCAAGGCUCUAUAUAUAUGAAGGAUGUUUGCAAAUACUUUGCAUAUGGGGAGUUCACAUCUGGUAUGCCUGAUAGGCCUGACCUUCCACCUGGCGGCUCCUAUGAUUGCAUUAUGGGUAUCCCACAGAAACCCAGCAGCAAAGCUAAAAUACACUGGUUUCUUUUUUCUACCACAAAAGAGUUACAUGAUUGGAUGAAUGCCAUUUGCAGUGUUCUACCUCCACCGCCCCAAAAGGACCCCAGUGCACAUGCACAACACCCCCCUCAACAGUCCCCACAACAUCAUGUGAGUCCCAGCCAUGCCCCCAGCUAUACCUCAGCUAGCCACCCUCCCAGCUACACUUCAGCUAGCCACCCUCCCAGCUACACUUCAGCUAGCCACCCACCAGCCGGUUACGCCCCACCUCCUCAGGGCCCCAUGCUAGGCUUUGAGAAUCUCACAGUGGGUGGCCCUGCACCACCAUAUCCCCCAGCACCAGGAGGGCCACAGUACAGACCCCCUUCCCCCCUACCCCAAGCUCAUCAGUACCCCCAGCCUCAGUACUACCCCCCUCCCCCUCAAGGCGCAUACAGCCAACCUGCACCCCAGGGUUACUACCCACAACAAAGCUAUCAUCCUGCCCCCAAUCCAGGUUAUCCCCAGCAACAGUAUUACCAACCAGCCCCAGUUUAUGGGGGUGCAUACGCUCCAGCACCUCAGCAUUAUGUUGUACAAGGUCACCCACACCAAACGUACAGCUACCAACAGCCUGUUGUCUACCAACAGCACCACAAGAAGGGAGGAAUUCUGGGAAGCAAUACUGGCAAGAUGGUUGCAGGUCUAGCUGGAGGGGCACUUCUGGGAUACGGUGCCUCCCGUAUGAUGGGCGGAGGCUGGGGGCUGGGAAGGUGGGGCAGCUGGAGCUCCCUCAGCUCAUUUGGUAGUUUUGGAAGCUGCGGAAGCUUUGGCAGUUUUGGAAGCUUUGAUUAAAAUGGAGAGAAGAUUGGUAGUUUUGGAAGCUUCGAUUAAGAUGGAGAGAAGUGUAAACAAAAUAACUUGCCUGUUUGUGAUGUGAAGAUUGUGGCCCUGGCUACUUCUGUGCCAGAUAAGUUAAAAUCCAUUCUUUUAGCUAAAAAGCCAUUAGGCUAGUGCAAUUUUUACUGUAGCAACUACUUACGUGUUUAAUCCUAUUGGAUUCAUUUAUUCAUGCGUGUACCACCUUUUUUUAAAACAGAAAAUGAAAACAUUUUCAAGUUUCAGAACUUUUUAAUUAGUGUAAAAAUUGAAUUACAACAGUUCUCUUAGCCCAGAAUUGUUAUCCACUGUCUGCUGGGAUUAUUUCUUCCCUUGAUUUUUUUUUAAAUGCAUCUGCAAACAGACUAAUCUUUUUCAGAGUUUAUAUAAAAGUAUAUAUAAAAUAAUAAUUGUAAAUGAAUUCCCUACAUAAUCAUAGUAAUGAUAAGUAGGGAUUUAUUUAUUAAAGAAAGAAAUUUUACUAAUUUUAGAUAAGAAAAAAUAAUGAACAGAUUCAUAUUUGUGGGGGGAAAAAAACACUUCUUCUGAAAAAGCUAAUAAUAAUUUUUAAAAAUCAAUUUUUUGUUUAAAGAAAUAAAUAAAUUUUAGUCCAAUUUUUAACUCAAAGUGUGGAUUAAAUUAGUUUUUAUAUUUAGAUGCAGCUGCUAAAUGUGGCUUAAUGAGAAACAAUUAAAAUCUGCCAUUAAACUUUAAAUUAUCAGAAUAUUUUAAAAAUAUUCCUAAAAUGUAGGCAUUUCAAAGUGUACAUAUUCAGGAUUCAAUAAAAAAAUGUAUUUUAUAAAUGUUAUUAUUAUUGUGAUAUUAAUGUCAAUAAAGAUAAAUAUUGAUCUGAUAUUAACAGAGUUUUAUUAGUAAAACACUUCACAGCUAUUAUUGUUUUAGUUAAAAGAGUGAUAUAGAUAUUAAGGGAAAAAAUGUCUCUAAAUUCAACUAAUUAGAAAUUAGAUGUCUUUUUAUCAAGAAAGCAGCUGUUCUAGUGUUGAAACAUCUAUUUACAAUGUAUUUUGCUGUAUCUAUACUUUGUAUUUUUAAAAACAUUAGUCUUGUGUCACACAGGUGUUUUUGAAGUUGUAAUUUUUUUUAUUUUAUAAGAAAACAAAAGACCACUAGAUCUGAUUUUUUUAUGUACAAAUCUGACUUUUAAAAUCAUGGUUAAUUGUUUCAUAUCUGCCCGAAACUUAUAAUUUAUAUUUUUAAUGUUUAUCCUCUGCAUCCUUUGCUAGUGAUUAUAUAUGGAUAUUUGUUUCAUACAAUGAUACAUACCUGAAACUCUUGGUAGCUGGAAAAUCAAAAUUGAUCACAAGAGGGUCAAUAUGAAGAAACAUGAAGAAUUUACAAUAUUUUUGUAGAUGUGUUCAGUACUGAUAUUUAAAAUUGUUGAUAACAACCAGAUGUGUAUUAUUUUUUUAAAUCUAUAAAAUAGUUGGUUUGAUGUGCAAAGAUUAUCAUUCUAUACAUGUUCUUAUUGAAAGUGAUUUUCAAUAAGUGAUUCAUGGGGAUGUAUGUCUGUUUUAGGAGUUUUAUCUUUGUCACAACAAAGCAGUUCUAUCCAUAGUGAUAGCAAAUUUUUUUUAAAUUUUAAGGAACAAUAUUUUAACCCUCUUGGGACAAUGCCGAUUUUAUAGCCAAAAAGAUGAGCGCCGAUCUAUCGGCCGGGUGUCAGCCGUGAUAGUAGAUGCCACAUUAUUGGCUUUCUAAUAUCAUAUCAGCCAACCAGACUGCUUCUUACUAUUUUAGUUCAAUAUGGCGGCUUCCAUGGAAAGAUUGCCUCAUUAAAUACAAAAAUUUGUUCAUCUCCAUUUUUUUAUGCUAGUAAUAACUUUUUUUUUUGCUAUUUAGCCAACAAAAAAAAAUAUAGCCCUACUCAAAUAUGUAUUUAUUGUACUAAGCCUUAUUUACUCAUGUUAACCGUGUCUAGUGGAUUAAGAAAUGGCUGAUUAAAAAAUACUCAAAUUAACACAAAAUAAAUAAAAUAAUGAAUAUUAUCUCUAGUGACUUAAAACUACCUUUUUAAAAGAUUUACUAAUUUUAAGUUUAAAAUGUUGAUAGAAGAGACACGAUUGUCAUCAGUAGUAUUAAAGUUUUUCUAAUUCAUUUUGUUUUAACUAGGUUUGAUUUAAUAAUAUGCCAAAGUGUAAUAUAAGUUAUAUAUAUCCUAGCUGUGACUUUUGUAUGUUGGUCUACAGGUUUUCAAUAAAUGCUAAACACCACUUCACUCUGUUUUAAACAACUUUAAUAUAUCAUCUUCUAUUCCUUUCACUCUAUUUUCUUUUUGUUUAAUCUUUUUUUUUAUUCACCAUAUGUUCAGUAUUUUUGGAAUUCUAAUUCAGUUUUCAACUAGUUCCUGUAUUGCUUAUACUCUUUACCACUGUCAUUGCCAGUUUAUUGUUUGGUACUCCAGUAGCGUAGCGAGGGGUGGGUAUGUCCCCGGGCGCCGACCUAAGGGGGCGCCAAAAUGGGUUGGAAAAAUAAAUUGAAAGGUUGAGGGGGGUGCAAAUCAAAAUCUUGAGGGGGGUUCAAAUCGAAAAGUUUGUCCCUGGGCGCUGGGAAGGGUCUCUACGCCUCUGUGGUACUCUCAAGAUGUCCUAGACUUCAUAGUUCUCUAAUUUUUACUUGAUAAAAUCUGGCCAGGUUAGCUUUCUUUUUGAGGUGUUUACAGUGAGUGUUUACUGUAUUGUACUACUAUUUCAUUGUUACUCUUUACUGUCUAUGUACAAAGUUUUUUUUUUAAAUCUUAAUUUAAACAAGAAAUCUUCUUCUUAGUUACUCUUUACUGUCUAUGUACAAAGUUUUUUUUUUAAAUCUUAAUUUAAACAAGAAAUCUUCUUCUUCUUCGUUCUUAAUUUUUAGUGUUGGAAGGGAACGAGCCUUAUCUGCCAGUUUUUUUUUUUUAAUCUUAAUUUAAACAAGAAAUGAAAAGCUUUAAUUUUUAAAGACUCUAUUUAGUCAAUUUUAGUAGUGAACAUUUGAUGUCACAUGAGAAAUUCCUUUAAAAGAUGUGUUGGAUUGUCUAUUAAGUAUUUUUUAAAAUAUUAAUAAUUAUGCUGAACUCUACAGUUGUGGCAUAUAUCAUUUUAAGUAAAAAAGAGAACAAAAAGAUUAAUUUUAAAAAAUAGAAAUUUACUUUAAAAAGAAGUAUUUUUGAAAUUGUUUAACAUCAUCUUGACCUGUGUUUACUUAGUUAUGAACCGUGUUCGCCUUAUUUUAUUUUUAUUUAUUGAAAGCAUAAUGUUGUUCUUUAACUCAGUUUUAUUUUAUCAGAAUCUCAUAAUUAAAUACUUAACUUUGAUUGAUGCAAGUGUUUUUUUUUAAUUAUCUGAAUUUACUUCAUCUUCAUCCUGUACAAAGAUCAAUUAUAUUUGUACAUUUUGCACCCCUAGUCUUUUAUAUUGCAAUAUUUAAUGAGUGUUGUACAUUUUCUUAAAAUAAAGGAUUGCUUUUUU